Messenger RNA from Vanessa atalanta (red admiral), 4581 nucleotides. RefSeq lists its product as uncharacterized. The transcript is spliced from 5 exons. Bases 374 to 1597 code for a protein of 407 amino acids. NCBI's taxonomy places the organism in Eukaryota, Metazoa, Arthropoda, Insecta, Lepidoptera, Nymphalidae. The record is from RefSeq and is a predicted model, not a curated record.
UCCGCGGAACGGACGCGAGACGCACGCCCUCGCGAGACUCGAACACAAACACGACACCAAAUCAAAAAUGAUUAUCACAGGCUUCUAUUAAAAAAAUAAAAAUACACUCAAUUAUACAAUUGAUUUUAUUUUCGUGCAGUGUCAAAAAAAGGCGGGAAGUGCCACAGAUAAAAAUGACUUGAAUUAAAUGAUUGUUUUUUUUAAAGUGCAUUUUUUUGAUGUUAAGUGUGUCUUAUUAAUCGAUGUCAUGAGUUAGAACUAAUCUUAGAUCGAAACAAAGUGAGGUAGAAAAGAGACGAAUAAAAUCAACAAAACUAAUUAGUGAGAACGUUAAUGUGUUUGAGUGAGACGGCGUUAGUGGCACGUGUCCAAGAUGAAUUUGAUGUUUCGAAAGAACUUCAGCACCGAGAAGACGGUCUCGGGGGGAGGUGGCGGGGGGAAGGCAAAAGGGGCACUAGGAGCGGGCAGGAACGCGAAGCGACGGGACCGGGAGCGCUACUCGUGCAUGGAGGAACACCAUUAUAGAACCCACUUGUUCUUCUCAGCACCUAGGGCCAGUACGCAGUAUAACGAUGGCUCAGGUAAAUCGGGAAAACGAUGUGGUCCAGUUAUCGGCGGUGGGACGGGCCCAGAGCCGGAGCCUCCACAGCCGCUCGUCACCCGCGAGCCUUCGGUUUCUCUCAUGCGAUGGGAGAAACCGGCUACCACCGAGCGAAGACGAACGGAACCAGUAUCAUUGGCUACUCUGGAACGAGACUGCUUCGUGAUCCCUGCACACGCUUUAGAGCGGUUCUUGCCUGAUGGUGUACCAUUACCAGUGCCUCCUCCAACACCAGAGAAGGGAAUCACGACAAAAAAUGCCCAAAAUUCGCUAAGUAUUCUCGAGGUCGCCGAUCCAAAGCUUUGUAUAUUGGCACAUUUGAUGAGCCCCUUAGAACCAAUAGAGCCUAUACUAGAAUCUCCACUUGCCAAACCUUUGAUGAAACAAAAAACUGCCGCAGGCGAGUUAUUGAAUGACGUGGCGCAUGCCAAUACAGCUGUCGGAGGAAUGCUACUUGCUAACAUGGAGAGGAACGCGGAAUUCCCAUUCAUAUCUUAUUACGUGAUAAAUACAACACAAACGGAUCCACUGUUAUUUUACAAUAACAUGAGAAGUGCCUCGCUGUCGAAGUUUGAUCCAAAAACGAUUAGAUAUUCGGCGGCUCACACGUUGGACCUUUACAGUGAGGUUGCGAUGAUAUGCAGACCCCCGUUCAAUGAUCUCGCUGGCGGACCAAAGAAAUCACAUACACCUACUACUGGAUUUAUUAUAAGUGUUUAUAAGGUCUUCGAAGGUGAUGAUGGGGAACGGUUCGAACGGAACUGGCUGUACUGGACCGGUGCCCGCAUGAUAUACCGCCACCUGCCACACUCCGUGGGGAUGAGGAAGAUCGCACUGCACAAGUCGGUGGCGGCACACGGCGACAAGAUGUAUCUGUUGGUGUGCGAGUGCGCUAAUUUGUUGGACGACUUAUCCGGCGCGUCCAUGUUAGUAACGGCUCUACGUGCACGCCUAUGCGGGUACACGGGCCUCUACCGGCCGAUCCAGACUUUCUAGUGGAAGGUGACCAUCGCCAGUCUCGCGUUUAAUUGUAAGGUUCGAGGGAGCAUCGUUUAUGGAUUCGAGCUUCAGUCCGAACGCGUCAAUUGUGGAUCUUUGGAUUUAGAUACGCUGAAUAGAUUUUAGAUAUUAGUAGAUUAUUUAAGAGAUUCUUAUGGAAAUUUCAAAGAUUUACAAAUGCUAAUAAUUGAUUUGCGCAAUUUUUAGGGUUUUUGGUGGUUAUAGAUGACACGUAAUUUAACGUUGUUUGAAAUAACAAAUAAGUAAUAUUUUUCGAAUUUAACAUCAACGAAUGUAAGCAUUACAAUAUAGAAAAAAGGUAAUGCACGCGUAGCUAUGUUGUAUUUUCUAGAAUACUUAGUACACAAUUGCAACAUUUUAAAUGAAAAUAUUCAUCCAGUCUUCCUUUUAUUAAAUAUGACAUAUUAUUAUUAUAAUUUACUAAAAUAAAGGUACUGACAGUGAAAAUGUUUAUUUGAAUUUCUGCAGUAGACUCUACUGCUAUUGAAUAAUCGAUAUUAAUUGUUUUUUUUUAUCUGAAAUUUAAAACUAAAUUAAAAGAUUCAAAUUUAGUUGAACAAUUGUAUGUGUUGUUUAUGAUUAAAUUAUAGAGAUGUUACAGUACAUAUGUCUUAUAUUAAAGUUUACAUGUCCAUUUUACGAUUUUUAUCGAAAAGUUAUAACAUUUAUUUUAAAAAAUUAAAACGUGAUAAGUGUUGAUAUUAUUAGAAAUCUAAUGUUAUUCCGUUAUAAGAUGAAAACUACUAUAACUGGCAUUUAGUUGUCUUGACUUUGAAUUUAAAUGAUUAAUUGUCAUAUAAUUAGUAGUUUAGUGCAAAUUUUAUUUGAAAUAUAAAGUACUUUAACCGUUUAAACUGCCACAGUAUUAAGGAUGUAUACCGGAUGUCCUAGUUUUUAACAUAUCUCCGGAACAUAUCAUGAUCAAACAUGCUUUAAUUAACAAAAACGUAUUGACACCAAGGCAGUUAAUUUCUUUAUAACUUAAAGUGCAUUCCAAUAGAAUUUGUAUGAUUUAUAAUAAUUAAAACUUCAAGGUGACAUAAUUUCUCAAGAAAAAUCUUAUAUAUAUUUUUUAAAUAAUUUUAUAUUUAUCGCUUCUUAGUUUAUGUGUAUCGCAGUCUCUACAAUGGCGUAAUUCGUGUAUGUUUUGUAUAACCUGUACCCUGAAUAAUCACGUGACAUUUGGCAUACCGGAAUCCAUAUUCGUACAAUACAUAAUUAAUAUAUAUCUUUAUAAUUAGAAUACUUACCAUCAUUUUAAUUAGGAUACUUAUCAAUAGCAUACGUAUUCGUACAAAUUAAUAUGAAAAUCGAAUAACAUAAUAAAAUUGCGUAGGUACAACUAAAAUAUUCAUGUUAGUUUGUAAGUACCUACCUACAUAAUAUAUAAAUCUGUAUUGUGCGGUAUCGGUUAAUUUUAUACAUAAUAUUUAUAAGCUAUACCUUAUCCUCUUAUUUCAAUCACAAUAGAAAAUAAAGAAGUCAAAAUGUUUGAAAUUAUAUUAAAGUUGUUAUUAUUAAAUCAGUUUUAUAUAUUUAAUAAUUUAAGAAAUAUAUUCUCACCUACUUACUAGGUAAAAGUUUUAUGACACUAAUAAAACUUUUACAUACUUAUAGAUAAGUUUGAGAUGUUAUUUAUGUAUAAAAAUAUUUUUUUUUAUUUAUAAAAUAUAAGUUACUAUAAAUAUACAAUGAAGAUUCAUAUUUAUGGAAGAGUUAUAGAUUAAAAUAUCAUAUGUACCGAGUUUAAUAUAAAGGUCAAAGAAUGUCAAUAACGAUGAGCGAAUUUUACAGAAUUUAGUAGAAGUUAAUUUUUAUUAUCUUAAAUUCAUACUUAUUUAUUAUUAAAUUAUUCAACAUUAUAAUUUCGGUGUCAGACAAUCGUACGAGUGUUUAUUUACAUCACGAGGCCAUAGAAAUAUAAGAUAAAAAGUAAUAUAAUAUUUGUUAUAGUGAAUAUUUUUCAUAAAGGGCACUAAGAGUUCAACUAAAGCAAUACAUUCGAUUAUUUUGCUAUGGUGCUAAAACUAGUCAAUUUGAUAAGUAGCUAGAAGUUAUGGCGUUUGUUGGUUUGUCAAUGAUGGCUAAUGUCUCAAUUUUCUAUAAAUGAGAAGAAUUGGAAGUACUGCCCCACGUUGUUUCACUGUCAGUUGAUGGAUUGGAAGAAGUACAAGAUAUAAAAUGGCAACCAUUAUUUUUAAGUAAGAAAUCAGUAUUACGAGGCAAUUUAAGGUCGAUUAUAGAUAAGUUCAGAAUACUUUCAUAAUAAAGAUCUUUUAACAUUAAAAUAAAAAACUAAUGACUCCCUUUGCCAACUACGCCUUUGAAUAAUUAGAAGAAAAACUUGACAAAUUGCAACCUGUUUUUGCAUAUCUACUAUUCUUAACAUAUUAAGUAGAUUUAACUUUAACCACGAUUGUAAUUCAAAACACAGCGCAAUUUAUUAUUAUACUCUAGAAAUGUAAAUCUGCCUCAAAUAUUAUAGAUCCACAUUAUAACUUAAUACAUUUGUAUACACUGCCAUAACCAUUAAAUUUAUAAUGUUGCCAUGCACUAAUACGAAUUUCAGUUAACUUAGAUCAGCAAAACUUUUUUAAUUAUGUAGGUCUUCAAAAAUUAUGAAGCUUUGAAAUUUAUUAUACAUAAUAGAUUUUAACAGUGUAGCUUUACUAACAUCAACGCUUUAAAUUGUACACCUCUAUUAAAAUUUGUUGGCUAUGACACAAAUGCCAACUAUGUGCUUAGUCUAAGAAAUAUAGAGAGUGCUCAAUAAAUUAUGUUUGUAAUUAAUUUGGCAAUAAUUUUGUGACCCAAAAUGGGGUUGAUUGUACCAAUUUAGGUUUUAAGAACCAUUUAGAAUAAAUUGUAUUUAGCUUCAAAAGCUAGUUUUCAUUAUGGGCAAGGCUCUUACAUAUAGAAGUGUAAAUUUCAACUAUUUUUAUAAUAAAAAUUCAAACAAG